Messenger RNA from Yamadazyma tenuis ATCC 10573, 1554 nucleotides. RefSeq lists its product as uncharacterized. The record is from RefSeq and is a predicted model, not a curated record. Gene Ontology annotation, molecular function: protein binding. NCBI's taxonomy places the organism in Eukaryota, Fungi, Ascomycota, Pichiomycetes, Serinales, Debaryomycetaceae.
GAGCUGAUAACUAUUUGAAAGACUUGGUGAGGCUGAACGUUUAAGCACAAAAAUCAUAACUAUGAAUAGAUACCAGCUUAUUGGCCGGAAGACGAAGGUAAAUAGGCCACAGACCCCAGACUAUGGACCCCUAAGUCUACACUCCAUGCCUCCAGAGAUCCUUAUCAAAAUUUUCUCUCACUUCAAAAAUGACACAUUGGAACUCAUAAAUAUUUCCCUUGUGUGCCGAAAACUUCACAAUAUAAUAGUCAAGAACUUCCUCUACAAGGAUGUUCGAUUCAAGGAUACAAACAGUUUUCUCAAGUUCACCCAUGCCCACUUACCAAAUAAAAGAUACGGAGUAAGUGAAACAUCGACUCAUGUCAAUUUGAUUCGAACGGUAGAGUUUGUGAAUCCUCCCGUACAAAAUUCACAAAACUCCAGGACCAACAUAGCAGGUAGCUACUCUGUUAAUGUGGUGAUAUCGAAUAAUAGUGUAACGAAUUUCAAUGAUUUUGUGCUGGGAGUGAAUAUGCUACUUAAAGAGAAUUAUAACUUGAAGACCAUCAUAAUACUGGAGAUUUCCCCACAGUUUCUUUUCAACAACAUUCUGGUAGAUACAUCAUUACUAAAAAAGUAUAAGAAACGACAGAACAGAACUCUUCACCGGUUGGUGAUCAAAGCCCAAACCGGUUGGUCUAUUUUGUUUAGGGUUAACCACAUCUCUAAGAUCUUGGACAUUUUUGACAGCGUUGAUGAGUUAGAGUUGCACAACUUUAUUAUUGACGAGUCCAAGCUUGUGGGAUUAUCAAUACCCAAGACGGUGAUAAUACACCAGCUUUCCUUGGUUUCGUGUUCUUUUACCAACAGAUGCCAAAAGAGAACACCCUCAGAGCUUCUCAAAAGCACUUCCAGUUUGAGACUAGAGAACUUGACCAAUAACCUGGAUUUAUCGGUCAUAGACAUGGUGAAGUGCAAUGACAUGUUGGAGACACUUAUCAUGGAUAUGGACUCAAAGUUAUUCUAUGAGAAUGGUUCGUUUAAUUUCAAGACCUUUAAUCCUUUCUUCAAGCUACUCUGUUCCGGAAGUGGUUAUUUCGCUAACUUGAAAUGCCUUGUGUUCGACAAUUUCGAUAUACUAUACCAGUACAACCACAAUCACAAGAACGAAGAAAAUGACCGACACGAAGAAAAUACCUUGACCGAAUUCUUGAACCAUAUCUCCAAGACCAAAUACCUUAUUAUCAAAGUCAAGGACAUGCCACGAACUAUUCACACAUGUAAGAAUUGUGGAUUUAUGAAGACUCAAGACGGUAUUUCAAUUGAAAAUCUCUCUAAAACUGACUGGCGUACUCUCGUAUGGCCGUUGAUAGAGGCUAAAACAAAAUUCAGAAUCAUGAGCUUUAAGGGAAUGAUCUUGUACGAAGUCACUUAAAUUAUACAAGGAUUUUAAAGAACGCCAACACAUACGCUAAUGCCAAGAAGGUUAAUUUGACUUGCUCAAAACCAGCUCCUAGAAUUGAGUUAGUUUUUGAAGUUCACGUGUAACUCACAGAUGAGAGAAGAUAUUGGCAA